GCUGCUUGGAGGUAAGAUGCUCCAGAAAAACAUCAUGUAGAUGUCCCUUUUUGAGCAGUUUGUGCUAAGAGGAAGGGGCAGAAAAGGUAUCAUAAGGUUGGCAGUCUUCCAAACUUGAAGUUUUACAAGGAUUAAGAAAGGAGUCAGAUGGGCAAGACUUCACAGAGGAAGCAAUGCGACUAUGAGAACCUAUCAAAGCCAAAGCCUUGUUUAAACACCUCAAUCCCCUUGAGAAUGUCUAGUUAUACAUUCAAGAGGCCAGUCACUAGAAUCACAUCCCAUCCUGGCAAUGAGGUAAGAUAUCAUAAUUGGGAGGAGAGUCUGGACAAGCCCCAACAAGCCUGCUGGCAGAAGAGACUGCAAGGACUCCAGGCCUACAGCAGUGCAGGAGAACUUUUGACCACUUCAGAUCUAGCCAAAGCUUUGCAAGACCUUACACCUAGAGGCACAGAUGCAUCUGUUUCAGAGACUCAAGCCAACAGCAUUGGCUCUAGGCCCAUGACCACCCAUGAGUCAUCUUCACAUUUGGCAGAGAUGAUUCCAGAAACAAGUAUCCCACAGAUCCUUUGCAAUCAAAUUCUCAUCACCGAAGAAGAUAUUAGCAAGCAGGAAAAGAAAGUGAAAAUAGCAAGAGAAAGACUGGCAGUUGCACUGUUUGAACACAGGCUAGCAAAUGAGGCAGAGAAAGUGAGGGGGUCAAGGAGGGCAAACUUAUAAACAGAGAGGGGAAGCUGGGGAGAAGAUACUGCCGAUGAAAUGCAGAAUUGUUUUAACACUUCUUUGCGGUGUCUUUUUUUUUUUGAGACCUUGAAACUUUAAACUUGACAAUCUUUAUUAAAAUUCUUCAUGCAAUGCAAAAAAUAAAUACAAAUGAUAA
This is a messenger RNA of Peromyscus leucopus (white-footed mouse), 877 nucleotides long. It is a transcript of the gene Mbd3l1, whose product is annotated as methyl-CpG binding domain protein 3 like 1. Lineage: Eukaryota; Metazoa; Chordata; Mammalia; Rodentia; Cricetidae. The transcript is spliced from 3 exons. The record is from RefSeq and is a predicted model, not a curated record. The coding region runs from base 148 to 717 and encodes 189 amino acids.